AUGGACCUCGUUUACGGCAACUACGGAUUCGCCACAGCCAAGGUAAUCGAUGUCGCCUGGGAUACGCUCAUUGCACAAGCGGGCCGAGUCUUUCAUGGGUACAUUUUUUACCGCCAUGUCGCCAAAAAAGUACUCAUCUGCUACAUGGAAUAUUCUACCGUCACAUACGAGGACUACAUCUCUGUGCUCUUUUCACAAUCCUGGCCGGGAACACUUAAGUUUUUCUUCGGAACGCUGUUUUGCCGCUAUCGGAUAAGGGCUUGGUUUCUUCUCAUUGGUUUGACUUACAUGCUUCUUUACACCUUCUUAUUUUCUACAAUUUGGAGCGCUGCAUCCGGGUAUAUCAGCCCGGCUGAGCGUGCAUAUCAGAUGCCAGAUGGGACUUUCCUCCCCUUGGCCACGCCGCAUUUAGCGCUUUGUUGGAAGAUCGACAGUGCGCGCCUAGGUCUAGCACCAGGGCAUGUGGAGCUCGGACCGGACUUCUCCACGCUACAACCAUGGCUCUUCAAGUCAUCAGCCAAAGGUUCCUGGUCUGAGCUGGAACUCUUCCAGAAGUAUAAUUCUGAGGUGCCACAGCCUAAGCCGAAUAGUGCUAAGCGGGAAGAGCCUCUUUACCCGUAUAAGCCUGGGAAACCAACCUUAUCCGCUGACGACGAUCGGUUUGCGUUCAGAGGUUGGUAUCGGUCAAUUUGGGAUAACAUUGGCCCUGCAGCAAUGGGCCUCGACUAUCCGGCAUCUCUCAUGUCGAAGGAGAUCUUCAGCUAUGCAUUUACCAGGAGAAUGUUACAGGUAGUCUUUAAUUCCACUGGAGUAAACACAACGGGCUCCAAUACUGUAAUCAACCUUCCCGAGGCCGACACAACCGCAGCAGUCGACCUUAUAGAUACACGCUUUUAUACAAAAUAUCUUUCGGUCGACGUAGGCCGUGAGGAUGAACUUCCAGAGGUUUUGGAGUUCCUCGACUUCAAACACGUGGAUUUCGCGACGAAUAGUGAAGAAGAGACUCAGCACAUGAAAUUGUUCAACACAUGGCCUAUGCUCGCAUAUUUGAAGCCUUAUAUUCUCAACGAUUCGAUGAGUGGUCCGGGGAUAGUUCCAUACAACUCCACUUUGUCUUUCAACGGAACGGAACAUGCGCUAGAUGCCCCGUUCCUGGACAUUGGGUUCGGAUGCUCGCACCCCUACAAUUAUUUCACAGCAUUAGGCAAUUGCGUUUGCUACAACGGAGAGCCUCUAACCAUUGAUUGGUAUCAAGAUAGCAAUAUGGCAUGUUUGGACUCCCCUAGAUAUGUCUGGGGGUUCUCGUCAUUCAUUGUUUUCAUUGGCCUUUUGUGUGAGCUCAUUUGGAUAAUCUUCGCAAUAUGCAUACGCGGUUAUUGCCAGUGGUGGAGUGUAUUGAUGAAGUACCCCAGGGUGAAGAGAGCUGGGGUGGUUUGGAACGUUCUAGAACUUGCAGAGGCCUUGAAUAGGGACUUAGAAGUAGAUAGGGCUUCGCUACGAGAGGAUAUACUGCGGAAAAGUCUAAAAACUCGAGAUAGCAUUGGCUACGAAGCAGAUGUUGACGCAUUUGGAAGGCUGAAGGACUUGCAUAUCGUCAGCCGGAAGCCAAGCACAGGCAUUUUGAGCAAGAGAAAGGACAAAGAGAACAUCAUGGAGAGCUGCUAUGAAGUGCAAUGA
Messenger RNA from Neoarthrinium moseri, 1677 nucleotides. RefSeq lists its product as uncharacterized. NCBI's taxonomy places the organism in Eukaryota, Fungi, Ascomycota, Sordariomycetes, Amphisphaeriales, Apiosporaceae. Bases 1 to 1677 code for a protein of 558 amino acids. The transcript is spliced from 2 exons. The record is from RefSeq and is a predicted model, not a curated record.